Ceratina calcarata is the source of this 639-nucleotide messenger RNA. RefSeq lists its product as uncharacterized. NCBI's taxonomy places the organism in Eukaryota, Metazoa, Arthropoda, Insecta, Hymenoptera, Apidae. Bases 67 to 639 code for a protein of 190 amino acids. The record is from RefSeq and is a predicted model, not a curated record. Gene Ontology annotation, molecular function: chitin binding. The transcript has 4 exons. Gene Ontology annotation, cellular component: extracellular region.
CACUCGCAGAACUCACUCGAAAACCGGAGUAUUUCAGUUUCCUUUAUCAAUACGUACCAUUCAGACAUGUCACGAGACGGUUCUUACAAUUUAUCUUUAGCAUUAUUUGCUAUUGUCAGUCUUUUUGUAAUUGGGACCAGUCCGCUGCAGUAUCAGGCGGGAGGCAAUUAUGAUUACGACUACAAUAUUCCAUAUGAGAACUAUCCACCAGUAGCAAAAUUCGACAGGCCGAUAGUCGUAAAGGAUUUCAUCCCCAAACCAGAGGAAGAGCGUCAAGAUUUGAGUAAAAUUCCUGGAAUUCCUGGAGUGGAUUAUCCUCUAUAUCAUACGGUUCCGUCGACUAGUUUUUCUUGCUCUCGCGUUCCCCACGUGCCAGGAAUGUACGCGAACGUGGAAACCGGUUGCCAGGCGUAUCACGUAUGCCACGACGGCCGCGAGGGUCACCAGGGUGCUUCGUUCCUUUGCACCAAUGGAACUCUGUUCAAUCAACGAGAAUUCUCUUGCGAUUGGUGGUACAAUGUAAACUGCGCCGAUGCAAUAUCUUUAUACAGAUUAAAUUUGGAUCCCCUGAAAAAUCCGUAUGUGCCAAAAGAGACGCAAGAGCUACUUAGAAAACGCAUGAGGAUCGUCGUCUUGUAA